This is a messenger RNA of Seriola aureovittata, 755 nucleotides long. Its product is annotated as ankyrin repeat domain-containing protein 66. Gene Ontology annotation, molecular function: protein binding. Lineage: Eukaryota; Metazoa; Chordata; Actinopteri; Carangiformes; Carangidae. Bases 130 to 654 code for a protein of 174 amino acids. The transcript is spliced from 4 exons. The record is from RefSeq and is a predicted model, not a curated record.
UUACAACAGACAAACCCAGGUUUUUAUCUCGAGCUACAGCAGGUGGCAGCAUUACCGUUUCCAGGUUCUGGGAAGGACUUGGUGCCAUGUUGCGUUGGUCAACUGUUGCUAGGCAACCUUUCUAACGAAAUGACCGAGUUGCACCAAGCUGCAGCAGCAGGCGAUUUUGACCAAGUUGAGGAGAUUCUGAGACAAAAUAAAUGCAAUCCCAACCAGAGAGACAUCGACUGGAGCUACAAGACACCUCUUCACUGGGCAGCGGCUAAAGGACAUACAGAAACGGUCAGGAUCCUGAUUGAGCAUGGAGCUAGGCCGUGUCUGAGGACGGAGCACGGAUGGACUCCUGCCCACUUUGCUGCAGAGUCUGGUCAGCUGGCCGUGCUGCGGCUGCUCCACUCCCUCCAUGCUCCUGUAGACAAGGAGGACUGCUGUGGAGACAAACCAGCGCGGAUAGCCGAAAUAUAUGGACACCAGGACUGCGUUCAAUUCCUUAAGAAAGCAGAGAUUGAGUGCCAGUCCUUACGCAAGAUGGCAACCCAAAAAGGGAUUUUAAUGGAGGACACAGAUGAGGAGUGGGCAGAACAGGGCAAAGAAAAGGAAGAAAACAGGACCUCUCAAAGCAACAUUCAGUUGCUGACACAACAAUGCUGUUGAUCUCAGUCUUCUCAUCUUUGUGGGGCAAAUAAUUCUGCAGUUGUUGGAAUCCAGCUGUUUUUACACUGCCAUUGGCUGAACCACCAAGAUCGACUGUUACG